Molecule: messenger RNA, 1857 nt
Organism: Cloeon dipterum
Lineage: Eukaryota; Metazoa; Arthropoda; Insecta; Ephemeroptera; Baetidae
Exons: 6
Coding region: 1-1857 (618 amino acids)
Source: RefSeq, a predicted model, not a curated record
AUGGAAUACAACAUACUUGUCGCCAGCCUGAGCGAGACCGAAAAGGCCGUGGCGGACAUGGAACGCAGCGAGAAUGCGAAUGCCUUGGACUCGCCAGCGAUGAGCGGAGUGGCACCUCUAUCGGAUAGUAUGUCUGACUACUCGUUUGAAACACCCACUAUGAUGCCACCUGAGGUAUUAGAGAGCAAUGGACAGCAAUUGCUGCCGGAGCAAGUCGCUGAGCCGGUUGAUGGUGAGGACCAGCGCACGGAAUCGCUGGCCACUCACGGCAAGGACCAACAACAAUCGUGCCCUGAGCAACUCGCCAAGGCAGCUGGUAGCGAGCACCAGCCCACGGAAUCGGUGGCCGCUGAUGACACGGAGCAAGUAUCGGAGGGCGAGAUCGUCGACUGCUCAGAGAACGAGAGCAAUGAAAAUGAGAUCGUCGAGUGCUCGCAGACCGACAGCAGUGAAAAACCUGGCUCGCGCGCGUCCCGGAGCACCACCCGAUCAUCAGCAUCUACGCGUACAACCCGAUCAAGCAGUUCGUCACCCGAAACCCCUCGAGACCAGCCCGCCAGGCAGCCUCUACGUAAGAAGCCGAUCAGUCUCUGUGCUAGAAGAUUGGACAAACCCGAUUGCGAUAAACAACGCCCGCGGAAGCCUGCUGCAAAGGCACCAGCGAAACCCGCAAAAGACGACGAAGCAGAAGCAGAACUCACCACGCUUGGGGAAAGGCCUGAUCUGCCACCACUGAGCCCGUCCUACCAGAGGAAAAUACUGGGUGACGGAGAAGAAGAGUCAUUCCCAGAAAAAGAUCCUCUCUCCGCAGAAGAUAUUCGGAAGGAAAUUCGCACGGUUAUUGCGACUCGCCACAUAGUGCAGCAGCAGUAUGAGGAGGACAGGCGCAGCGCGGAAACAACUUACCAUCAGGUUGCAAAAAACAUCAAUACCACCAUAACGGUUAACGGAACACGCAAGGCCAACAAAAUCGCCGCAAACAUAGAAAAGAAAGCCAAACUGGAGGCACAAGAAGCAGACAUCGCCUCGAAGAGGAUGCUUCUAGAAGAGGCGGAGAAACAACAGCUCCAGCUUGAAGAGAGCAUGAAGGAAGUCAAGAGCCGCGCCAAUGCAAUCCAACAACAAAUUCGCGAUCUUGAGAAGGAGAAAAAUGAGCCCCAGUUCGUGUCUGAGGAUACGACAGUGUUUGAUGAGAUCAUUGAGGCUAAAGGAAAGGAAUUAGUCGAAGUCACGACCACCUUAAACGACGCACUGAAGGCGUUUGGUGAGAAACGAGCGGACGCAGUCGACACCCUCGCCAGCAAACUAAAGUUCUUGAAGGAGGCUCUACAACAGCGGGUGCAACUGGAGGAGGCUGCCCGGAAAAGACCGUCAACCGGUGCACCAUCGAAGAUCCCGAGCAAAAAACAAGCCCGGAUCGUCAUUCUCCCGGAGGCAUCCACCUCCAGUGCAGCCGGGGGGACUGGAAUCAUCGGGCGCAAGAUAUCUUACGCCCGGAUGGAUGUGGCUGAAAGACCAAGGAAGACCUAUACACUGCUGUCGGAGAAGACAGCAGUGUAUAACUGUGUGAGGGCGGUUGGCCAAAUUAAAUUCGCCAAUAUUGUCAAGGCCGACGAUCGCAAGCUGAAGGAGAGGAUGCACGCUCUGAGGAACAAGAUACACGGUUUCGAACAAAAGAUGGCAAAGAUCUUCCUUGGCGAAAAGACGGCUAGGAACCAGCUGCUGUUGGACAAGAAGUCGAUCGCAGUACUAGAGCGCAUCAUCAACGGGGAGAUCCAAGCUGGCGAAAAGUACUACCCCGAAAAAGAGUCGAUUGUCCUAAAUUAUGACAAUCAUAUGAAUGUAAGUAUUUUGUAA